AUGUCGGUCGAAGUUGUCUUAGAUUCGCCUCUGGCACAUGCACUCAAUGCUUCCAUCCAGCCAAAACUUGUAGAAGUAGGAUGGAGUACUGGUGGAGCUGAUGACUCUGCGCUUUCCGAAUAUAUUAUCCUCAUGUUGGUGAACGGGAAAACUCAAGAGCAAAUCGCUGCGGAAUUAUCGGGCGAUCUUUUGAAUCUUGGGGAUGAUGACCCUGGUGCGAGAGAUUUUUCUCAAUGGCUGUUUGACCAGGUUGGAUCAUUAAAUUCACAAAAUGGCGGUGGAGGAUUUCCUGAUACUGGGGCAGAGACUGGGCAAGCUCAGUUUGGAGACUCAAAUGUGUCUCAGGAUGCGGAUAUGAAUGAUGCUUCAGAGGCGGGCGAUGUAAACGUACCAACUGGCCCUAAGUCAAUGCGAAAUGGAAGUGGUGGUAUCACUCGUCCACGGGAUAAACGCAUGCUGAAUCAUUUGACGAAGGCGAUGGAUCGCACGCAUGAUGCCGCGCUCCACCGAGUACGACCUCAGUCGGGAAAUGAACGAAUAAACACACAUGCGCGAGUACCCCCGACAGGGCCAAGAGGACCCGUAAAUAUUCGAGGCGCUGCCCGUAUGCAAAACGGGCGUGGGCAUGGCGGCAUGGGAGGUAUGCCCGUGCAACAUGGUGCGGCGCAAAAUGUUAUGAGCAUGUCUCCACACCAACAACUCGAACUUUAUGCUAUGCUUGAGCAGCAAUCAAGAAUGAUGGCGCAAAUGUUCACUCCACAACAACAGCAGAUGAUGUCACGAGGAGGUAAUGGUAUGGGCUCAGGAUUUCCCGGACAAGGCAGGCCUCUACAUGAACGAAUGCAACAUCCUAACCGAUCCCAAAACAAUGGAUUCCAGAAACGUCACGACCAACAACCACAAUCUCAAAAUGACAGCUCGAUGGAUGUCGAGAUGUCUUCUAUUGAUAAGGUCGAUAGUCUUCCUGCAGAUACUAUAUGCAGGUACAACUUGUCUUGCACAAACAAAGAUUGCAAGUUUGCACAUCAGUCUCCGGCAGCUCCUCCAGGAACGGCUAUUGAUGUUGCGGAUGUUUGUAGUUUCGGUGCCGCUUGCAAGAAUCGAAAAUGCGUUGGGCGACAUCCAUCCCCGGCCCAAAAGACUGCGCACCAAACCACCCAAGACUGCAUAUACUUUCCAAAUUGUAAAAAUGCCAACUGCCCCUUCCGGCAUCCAACAAUGCCGUUAUGUCGAAACGGUGCAGAUUGCACAACACCGGACUGUAAAUUUACACACGUCAAGACUAUGUGCAAGUUUAACCCUUGCUUAAAUCCGACAUGUCCAUUCAAGCAUGAGCCAGGUCAGAAGAGAGGAAAGUUUGAUGACAAGGUAUGGGUGGCGGAUGGCACGAAAGAGCACGUUAGUGAGCGGAAGUUUGUGGAUGAGGACGGGAAUGAGGAAUUGAUUGUACCCGGAGGAGCAGCAUCGACAGACACAGGAGCUGAAAAAAAUGGUGAUGCAGAGGUUGUGGAGUAG
Messenger RNA from Sclerotinia sclerotiorum 1980 UF-70, 1515 nucleotides. RefSeq lists its product as hypothetical. Lineage: Eukaryota; Fungi; Ascomycota; Leotiomycetes; Helotiales; Sclerotiniaceae. Gene Ontology annotation, biological process: regulation of mRNA stability. The transcript is spliced from 2 exons. Gene Ontology annotation, cellular component: nucleus; cytoplasm. The record is from RefSeq and is a predicted model, not a curated record. Gene Ontology annotation, molecular function: poly(A) binding. Bases 1 to 1515 code for a protein of 504 amino acids.